AUUUAUAUUGAUAUACUAUAAUUAUAUGGGUUGCUCAAAAAGAAACCCAUUCUAUGAAUUCCAUGAGAUCAUUAAUCUCUAUCACGACACCUAUAGAAUAUUUUGAAAAGAAAUCAACUCUUUGUAGUAUGUUAUUUUUGUAGAGGCUAACAAAAUCACCAAAUGAAUAGAACUAAAAUACAGAAAUUAUUUAAAUUUAAAAUCUAUAAUUGAGCUUAUUGAAAUGCAAGUUGAGAUUAAUAAAUCCCACAUUAUAAAUUGAAAAUUUGGAACAAUAAAAAUUAACUAAAUUCUUUCAUCAAAUUUGCCUAAUAAGCUUAUUUUUUAGAAUUAGUUGUUCAGAUAACAAAUAAAUAAGUUAUUGAAGCAAUUAAUUGAAAAAUCUGAUUUUCUAGAAAUAGAGAGAAUAUUGAAUUUAUCAUAUCAAAAAUGGCC
Paramecium sonneborni is the source of this 435-nucleotide messenger RNA. NCBI's taxonomy places the organism in Eukaryota, Ciliophora, Oligohymenophorea, Peniculida, Parameciidae. The record is from the annotation of a GenBank genome assembly.